GUAACAUGGUCCUUCCUCAAUUGAAUAUUAUUGAUACCAAGAAUAACUUGACUGAAGUGUUGAAUAUCAAUACAACCAACUAUGAUAGUUUAGUCAUUCUCUUUUCCGAAAAGUCUAAGCUCCCCAAAGUGAUACCUAGUCUUCAACAUUAUUUAGAACUUGAUCAAUCCUUUGGUAAAACUAUUCAAGUCAUUUGUCCUCAAGAUCAAAAACCAUUCUCUCGUUUACUUCUUGUUCCUACUGGUUCUAUUUCUUCUGAUAUUGAUGAUGCUCGUCGUUUCAAAGAUGCUGCCUUUGAAGGUGGUAAACGUGCAUUGGAAGCUGGUUUUGUCAAGCCUUUAAUCUGUUUUGCUGAUCCUCCUACACCAGAAUCUCAACCUUCUUUAAAUUGGACUUUUGAUGAACAAACCAAUGAUUAUCAACAUUAUUUAGAAGUCACUAUGCUUGGUUUCUUGGAAGCCGCUUAUGAACCUAUCGAUGUCCGUGAUUAUCAUGCAAAGAAAAACACGUCUAUCAAGAACUUUGAACAAUUAGGUUUUGUUGUCGAUUCUUUACAACAAGAUACCAUUACUUUGAUUCAAAAGGUAGAAGCUAUUGAACAAGGUCGCCGUGUUGCCAAAGAUAUUGGUUCUCCUGAUCCUGAACAAAUGUCACCCAUUCAAAUUGUCAAGUACUUGGAAUCUACUUUCAAAAAUGCCAAUAAUAUCAAGAUGACUGUGAUUGAUGAUAUCGAUACUAUUAAAAAGGAAUAUCCUUUGGCACAUGCUGUCUCUCGUGCCAGUUUAGUAGUACCAAGACACCAUCCUCGCUUUGUACACUUUGAAUACAAGUCCUCUGAUCAAUCAAAUGUCAAGGAAAAUCUUUACUUUGUGGGAAAGGGAGUGACUUAUGAUACCGGAGGCGCUGAUAUCAAGUGCAGUGGACAUAUGAGAGGCAUGUCCCGUGACAAAUGUGGUGCUGCUGCUGUGGCUGGUUUAUUCAAGACGAUUGAACUCUUGCAACCUAAAGGAGUAAAUGUUACUGCUGGUUUAGCUCUCGUUCGUAAUUCCAUUGGCCCUGAUGCUUAUGUGAGUGAUGAAAUCAUUUGCUCCCGAAAUGGAAACCGAGUUUUGGUUGGCAACACUGAUGCUGAAGGUCGUAUGGUGAUGACGGAUUUAUUAUGUGAAUUCAAAGAAAAGGCUAUUGCUCAUGCUAAAUCUCAAGAACCUUCUGGCAAUAAACCAUCUCUUUUAUUCACUGUGGCGACAUUGACUGGUCAUGCUUUGCGCGCUUAUGGUGGUUAUGGUAUUACUAUGGAUAAUGGUUAUGCACGAAAGAAUCGAGUCAGUCGACGUAUCUAUGAUGCUGGACAUAUUUUGGCAGAUCCUUUUGAAAUCUCUACUUUACGACGUGAGGACGUGGAUGUAGUACAACCUGGACGAUCAAGUGAAGAUGUUGUGCAAGCCAAUGACAAAGCAAGUACUAUGACAGAUCGUGGCCAUCAGUACCCUGCCGGUUUCAUGCUUAUUGCUUCUGGACUUGAAGAUCAUGGCCUUCGUUCUGAUUUACCUAUUGGAUAUUCUCACUUGGAUGUAGCUGGUUCUGCAGAAACUAUGUCAUCUGUUGGUUGGAGUUUGACACGUGUUACUGGUUCUCCUGUUGCUGCUCUGACGGGUGCUUUCCUUUUGUAAACCUUUUUUCCUUCACUUUGUAGCUAGUAUGUAUAUCUCUCUCUCUCUCUCUAUCUUGUGAUCAAUAAAUUUGUCAAUUUUUUAUGCUCGCA
Halteromyces radiatus is the source of this 1762-nucleotide messenger RNA. RefSeq lists its product as uncharacterized. The record is from RefSeq and is a predicted model, not a curated record. The transcript is spliced from 7 exons. Gene Ontology annotation, cellular component: cytoplasm. Gene Ontology annotation, biological process: proteolysis. Bases 6 to 1670 code for a protein of 554 amino acids. Lineage: Eukaryota; Fungi; Mucoromycota; Mucoromycetes; Mucorales; Cunninghamellaceae. Gene Ontology annotation, molecular function: metalloaminopeptidase activity; manganese ion binding.